AUGGACAUCGAUAUCAUCGACAUCCGGACGCUCGGCUAUCUGUCAAGUACAAGCACGGUUGUGUCUGCAUCGACGAUCGGUAAUCUGACAUCGGUGAAUCAAACCGAUGUUACAGUCGACGGCAGCGGGAGAGGCACAGGUGGAACUGGUGGUUCAGGAAUUCCUGGAAGAGCAGGGGAUGACACCGACGAUGACGAUGUUGAUGUCCUAUCGCCCCUGUCGAUGUCAUUUCUCGGUGUUUUUCUUUCUAUUGUGAUAUUUCUAUCGGUAGCCGGCAACAUUCUGGUGUGUAUCGCGAUAUACACCGAACGGAGCUUACGGCGCAUCGGGAAUCUGUUUUUAGCAUCGUUGGCCAUCGCCGAUCUGUUCGUGGCAUCGCUUGUGAUGACUUUCGCGGGCGUCAACGAUCUUCUAGGAUACUGGAUAUUCGGUGCUCAGUUUUGUGACACCUGGGUCGCAUUCGAUGUGAUGUGUUCAACCGCUUCCAUUCUGAAUCUGUGUGCAAUCUCACUCGAUCGGUACAUACACAUCAAGGACCCGUUACGCUAUGGACGGUGGGUCACUCGGCGAGUUGCUAUCGGAACAAUAGCCGUCAUCUGGCUUCUCGCGGCACUCGUUUCAUUUGUUCCAAUAUCUCUCGAUCUUCAUCGGGACAAAAGGGACAAAACGGACACAUCACUCAAAAUCAACGGCAUCAAAUACGAAACCUGUGCACUUGAUCUAACACCAACCUAUGCAGUUGUUUCUAGUUGUAUAAGUUUCUACGUACCUUGUAUAGUUAUGAUUGGUAUCUAUUGCAGGCUGUACUGCUACGCACAAAAGCACGUCAAAUCUAUACGUGCAGUAACGCGACCCGGAGAGAUUAGUGAAAAGCGAUAUCGCAGUAUACGAAGGCCCAAAACCACCAAGAACAAGCUUAAGCUUCGCCAACUAGCGCACCACGCAUCAUCGCCCUACCACGUGUCCGAUCACAAGGCAGCGAUCACAGUCGGUGUCAUAAUGGGCGUCUUUCUGAUCUGCUGGGUGCCGUUCUUCUGUGUAAAUAUCAUUGCCGCAUUCUGCAAGACCUGCAUCGGCCAGCAAACUUUCAAGGUUCUGUCUUGGCUCGGGUACUCCAACUCAGCCUUCAACCCGAUCAUCUACUCGAUCUUCAACACCGAGUUUAGGGAGGCCUUCAAACGCAUUCUAACCACCCGUAGCUCGUGGUGCUGUGGGCAGGAGAUGGGUAACAUCUAUCCGCGAAGCAGCGAUCGGUACGUAACAGACUAUGCGGCGAAGAACGUUGUGAUGAAUUCCGGGCGCUCGUCCGCCGACCUGGAGCAGGUGUCAGCGAUAUGA
Molecule: messenger RNA, 1338 nt
Organism: Anopheles nili
Lineage: Eukaryota; Metazoa; Arthropoda; Insecta; Diptera; Culicidae
Gene: Dop1R1
Product: dopamine receptor 1
Exons: 6
Coding region: 1-1338 (445 amino acids)
Biological process (GO): adenylate cyclase-activating adrenergic receptor signaling pathway
Cellular component (GO): membrane
Molecular function (GO): G protein-coupled receptor activity
Source: RefSeq, a predicted model, not a curated record